AUGAGAGAAGCAAGACUGGAAUGGUUUGGAUAUGUGCAGAGGAAGUGCAAGAGGGUGGUUAUAGAGCCACAGACGGGUAAAGAAGAAGAAAUCGGAACUGAAAUCUCAACAGUCUCUAAACUUCAAGCAGCUGUUAUUGGCGGCGGCCCAGCUGGGUCGUCAGCUGCAGAAGCUCUUGCGACCGGUGGAGUCGAAACUUUCCUCUUUGAACGCAGCCCAACUACAACCAAGCCAUGCGGCGGCGCCAUUCCACUAUGCAUGCUCAGCGAGUUCUCAAUACCUUCCCACCUCAUUGAUCGUCGUGUCACUCAGAUGAGAAUCAUUUCUCCUUCAAGCAUCGUCACCGAUCUCAGCAAAACCCUUAAACCCCACGAGUUCAUCGCCAUGCUCCGGCGAGAAGUGCUCGACUCAUUCCUCCGGCAGCGGGCUGAAUCUAGCGGCACCACUCUUCUCAAAGCCCUUGUCACCAACCUCGUGGUCCUCACAUCCACACGAGAGCCGUACGUCAUUCACUACACCAUGGAUAACUGCCAACAUCAGCUCGCCGUCGAUGACAUCAUUGGCGCCGAUGGAGCCAAUAGCCGUCUAGCUAAAUCGAUCAAUGCUGGAAAUUACACUACUGCCAUUGCUUACCAAGAGAGGAUCAAAUUACCCGAGGACAAAAUGGGGUAUUACGAAAACGUGGCUGAGAUGUACAUAGGAAAUGACGUGUCACCCGAUUUUUACGCGUGGGUAUUUCCCAAAUGCGACCACGUGGCAGUGGGGACAGGCAUGAUGUGCUCAAAACCUUAUAUCAAAUCAUUUCAGGUAUCAAAGCACGAGUCAAAUCAAAGAUCGAAGGCGGAGAAGUGA
Solanum verrucosum is the source of this 852-nucleotide messenger RNA. Its product is annotated as geranylgeranyl diphosphate reductase, chloroplastic-like. Gene Ontology annotation, molecular function: FAD binding. Gene Ontology annotation, cellular component: chloroplast thylakoid membrane. The transcript has 2 exons. NCBI's taxonomy places the organism in Eukaryota, Viridiplantae, Streptophyta, Magnoliopsida, Solanales, Solanaceae. The record is from RefSeq and is a predicted model, not a curated record. Bases 1 to 852 code for a protein of 283 amino acids. Gene Ontology annotation, biological process: chlorophyll biosynthetic process.